AUGGAUAAUAAAAGUAAUAAUAAUAACAAUUACAAUAAUAACAACUAUGAUCAAAAAACCUCAGAAUUAUUUUAUCUAGUUUUUCAUAAUAAAUAUUUAUUUAAUAAAAUAUUUCAUUUCAUUCAUUCAGUUGAACUAAUUAAAUACAAUAGUAUAAACGAUAUUCCAGAAAAUAGAAUCAUUUUUAAAAAUAUUAAAUCGGUAAAUUUCCUAUUAAACAAAAAAUUAUAUCAUUUAUUAAAAUGCAAGUUAGAAUCUGAUGAAUAUAUCCAUGUCAAUCAUAGGUAUAAAAUUACAGAAAUGAUGAGUUAUGACAUAGAUUUAGCAAAAGAAAUAUUCAAAUUACUAUUACAAUCAACUUCACUUAGAUAUGAAAGCAAAGAAUCAUGGACAUCACGGAGCCAUAUACACCAAUUAAAUUAUUUUAGUGAAGAUUUUAUUCAAACUGCAGUUAAUGAACCAUUCUCUUUCCCAAUAUUUACAUCAACACUAAGUUAUUUCUUCUCUUUUUCGACAAAUUCAAAAAUUAAAAUACUAUUGGAUUCAUUUUAUAAUAUAAAUAAUAAAAACAACAAUAAUAAAAAUAAAAAUAAAAAUAAAAACAAAAAAACACUCAAAAAAAUUAAUAAUAAGAUUUUGAAGUCAGCAUAUAACAAAAAUAUUAAUAAAAAUAAUAAUAAUAAACAAAAUUUAAUACAAUCAAUUUUCACAUCUCCAAAUGAAUAUAAAAAUAAAAUAAUUAAAGAUAUUUAUGGACGCUGUGAAGAUUUAUUCCAACGUGAUAGAGUAUUACAACUAGUUUUAAGCAAUAAAGAAUAUUAUAAUAUACAUAAUAAUAAUAAAAUCGAUAUUAUAGAUAUAGUAUUCAACACAAUAUCAAUAGAGAAUCAAAAUCAAUUAUUAGAUAUGAAAUUAUAUUUUUUGCCUGAUUAUGUUAAGCAAAAUGACCAAAACCAAAUAGAUAAUAUAAUUAAUAAUAAUAAAGAUAUCAAUAGAAUAAUAAAACUAUUAGAGUAUAUUAGAAAAAAUAUCAAAAAGGAUGACGAUGAUGACGAUGAUGACGAUGAUGUCGAAAGUUUUCAAUUCAAUUAUUUUUCAAAUGAAGAAUCAAUAAAAUUAGAAAAUUUGAAACUAGUUUUACAAAACAACACAAAUAAUUGGAAAAAAAUCAAAAAUUGUUGUUCUAGGGUAUCAUUUAAAACAGAUAUAGAAACAAUCAAAUUUUAUUUCAAAAAUCAAAACCAUUUAAAUUUUAUGGAAUCUGACAUUUGUGAAACAAUAAUCGAUAUGUUUAAUAAGUACGUUUGCAAAAUAGAUAAAAAAAAGUUCUGCCAACUAAUUGAAUCAAUACCACCAUGUAAAUAUGAAAUUUAUUCAUUAUGGAAGGAAGUGGUUAAAAGAACAAAAACAACAAUACCAACUGAAAUAAUUACAGACUCUAUUGAAUAUAAUGACAGUUCAAGUGACAAUUAUAGGGAAAAUAUAAAAUCACCGGGAAUAACAACAACAUUACUUGUAGUCAAAGAUAAACAAACAGUCGAUUUAAUUUCAGAUAUCUUGAGUUUGUAUGAACAAACAAAUGGUUUCGAUCCCGAAUUCUCUAUAUUAGAUAUCAUGGGCUCUCAUUAUAAUGAUCUACCAGAAAUAGAUGAGAACACCUUCAAAUUCAAUAAUGUUGAAUUAUUUAAAUAUACAGAUAAAAAAAUUUUUAAAUUAUUUAAUUUAAAUAUUUUCAAAGAAACACCCAUAAGAACCAAGAAAGCUAAGGAAACUAAACUCAUUGACGAUACUGUUUUGGAAAUACCACUAAAAAAUGCCAUGGAAACAUUUAAUUUAAAAGAAUUAAAAUCAAUAUUCGAACUUACCAAAGAUUAUAGUUUAUCUAGACUAUACUAUUCAUACAAGAAACCAAAUCGACCACUAUCAUAUCAAGAUAUUACACAACUCACUGAAACCAUCAAACAUUUUAUCAACAUCAAUUGUCCUCAAGGUGUUUAUUAUUGUUUAGAUCUAAUGCCAGAAGGUGAUUAUGAACACACUGAAAAAGAUAACUAUUUAACCAAUUUAUUUAAUAGUUGUGAAGUAUUAACCACCGUAUUCGCAAUUUCAAUCAAACUAUUAUCAGUACACAUCAUCAAACUAUUAAUCAACAAAUAUCAUUACAAUGCAGAUGUUGAAAACAAAUUACCAAAUUAUAUCAGUAGCUUUAUAAAUGUUGAAAACCUCAAAACUAAUAGAAAUCGUCCUAUUCCUUUGUCUUUUUAUUGUAACCAUUAUUGUGAAAUUGAUUUUCAAACACAAAGAUAUGAUAAUAUUAAUAUUGAUGAUGUAAUAUCAAUCAUUCAUUUAAUAAUUAAUAGAUCGAAACAACUACAAAAUAAAUCCCAAAAUAGAAAACGACAACGAUCAAUAUCAAAUAUCAAUUAUGAAAAUUAUAUUUUUACUUCAACACCCAAAGUCCAUAUUUAUCAAGGUGAGGCUCUUAAAAUUGUUAUCAACAUAUUAUUCAAAAUAUUAAUUCAAAGUAAAGGUGAAGUACCACUUGAAAAGAUCAAAUCAACUUAUCAAUUCAUAAACAAAUCUGGUGUAACUACAGUUCAACAAUCAACAUUAUUUUCAAUUUACUAUCUUGCAAAUAAAUCAUUAACACUCAUCAAAUAUCUACUUGGUUUACCAAUCUUUCGCGAUGUUGGCGACCUUUUGGCCUAUAACUGGGAUGGUACUAUUUACACUCAAGAUAGUAAUAAUAGCUUUGAACCUCGUAAGAAAACAAAGGGUAAUAUAAUUUUAAAUUUAAACGACCUCAUAGAUCCAGAAGUAUUUUCAUUUGAAUAUAUAUUUGGUGAUAAUGGUUAUAUUUGUUGUGAUAAUGGUGCAUCAUGUAUCGAUAUUAUAGAAAAGCUUCAUCAAAAUAUUUUUAACAACUCAUUCACAACCUUCAAAGAAUCACCUCCUUUCAAAACAAUCACUGACAUUUAUAUUCAAACUAUAAAAACCUUGUUCUUCUUUCAAAGAUAUGAUUUGUUUUUAAAAUACUUAGAAGAAUUGAGACUCAAACACAAUGGCUAUGAUGAAAAAAGCAAUGGUUUUAUUAAAAUUUCAAACAUUAUUCAAACUGGUGACCAAACUUUAAUAUCCACAGUAUUAAAUGAAUACAGCGAAUAUUGCGUUCUUUCAACUUUAGGAAUCUGCGAUUUAUUAAUAUAUAAUGUCGAAAAUAACACCAAUAUUGGCCAAUCUUUAAUAAAAAACGAAAUUAUUAUUAAUGAAAAGGAUUUUCAUCCAGAUACAGUAUUUGCUCUUCACCAUUUAAUAUUUGACGAUAAAAGCAAAUUUAAAUUCUCAUUUAACAUCGAACCAUACCAAAUACCAUUCAAACUAUAUCAAUUCCUCCUCAACACCUAUCCAAAUAAUACUCUAUUAAAACCAUCAAAAACAAUAAUUAAUGAUGCUAUAAAAAGAGAUAAUAUUAUCUUCCUAAAACAACUCUAUCAAAAUAAUCUUAUCAAUGAUGACAUCGAUAACACCAACAAUGAAUAUAAUCAACUACUAUCCCAUUUAAAACAAAAACUAUCAGAACAUAGAAAAUAA
Molecule: messenger RNA, 3591 nt
Organism: Dictyostelium purpureum
Lineage: Eukaryota; Evosea; Eumycetozoa; Dictyosteliales; Dictyosteliaceae
Exons: 1
Coding region: 1-3591 (1196 amino acids)
Source: RefSeq, a predicted model, not a curated record